AUGGCGGCAUCGCAGGCGGAUUACGACGAGUGCAUGAAGCGGUUAUUUGGGAUAAUGGGAGAGCUAGAGGAGAGGUUGGGUGGUAGCAAGUCCUUAUUUGGAGAUCAUAUUACCGAAACUGAUAUCAGAUUGCUGAUAGUUUAUUACGGACUCUUCACAACCGCCGUCCGUUUCAACAUGGCGUACUACACCAUCUUUAUGUGUAACUGGAAGAUGAUCCGCUCCGGUUAUCCAGAUCUGCACCGCUGGUUAAGAGCGCUGUACUACGAAGUCGACGACGAAGCCAAGGGGGCUUUCAAGAGCACGACUCACUUUGAAAUCUUCAUGGAGGGGUAUGCUCUCGGCGAUGAGGAUGACGCUUAUUCCUUGGGGCUGCUGUGCCAAUUAUGCCACUGGACGCAUAAAAGGAAGGGUAAAGUAAACAAAACAUACAGAACGGACUAG
This is a messenger RNA of Lachnellula hyalina, 444 nucleotides long. Its product is annotated as Glutathione S-transferase omega-like. Bases 1 to 444 code for a protein of 147 amino acids. The transcript is spliced from 3 exons. Gene Ontology annotation, molecular function: glutathione transferase activity. Lineage: Eukaryota; Fungi; Ascomycota; Leotiomycetes; Helotiales; Lachnaceae. Gene Ontology annotation, cellular component: cytoplasm. The record is from RefSeq and is a predicted model, not a curated record.